Elephantulus edwardii (Cape elephant shrew) is the source of this 330-nucleotide messenger RNA. Its product is annotated as cytochrome c oxidase subunit 6A1, mitochondrial-like. Gene Ontology annotation, molecular function: enzyme regulator activity. Gene Ontology annotation, biological process: mitochondrial electron transport, cytochrome c to oxygen. The record is from RefSeq and is a predicted model, not a curated record. Gene Ontology annotation, cellular component: mitochondrial inner membrane. The transcript has 3 exons. Bases 1 to 330 code for a protein of 109 amino acids. NCBI's taxonomy places the organism in Eukaryota, Metazoa, Chordata, Mammalia, Macroscelidea, Macroscelididae.
AUGGCGAUGGCUGCUGUUUCCCGGGCCUCCGGGCUGCUGGUUCGGGCCCGGCCACAGCUGGGGCGGUCUAUGGCGAGCGGCGCUCACGGCCGGGAGGGCUCAGGUCGCCUGUGGAGGGCCCUCACCUUCUUCGUGGCGCUCCCCGGGGUGGCAGUAAGCAUGCUGAACGUCUUCUUGAAGUCGCGCCACGACGAGCACGAGAGACCCGAGUUCAUCCCCUACCCACAUCUCCGCAUCAGGUCCAAGCCCUUUCCCUGGGGAGAUGGGAACCACACGCUCUUUCAUAACCCUCAUUUGAAUCCACUUCCAACUGGCUAUGAAGACGACUAA